GGUAGUGAAAAGGUCCGACCCGGAAGCGAAAUAGAGAGAACUUCCGUUCUUUGUUCUGUCCCGGUGUGUGGGUCUGUGACAGGGUCCAACGGGGCCUGGUCUGUGUCCGGCCCCCCAAAUCUCCCGUCCCUGCCCCCAGGCACUGCCAUCAACUUAAAUUAGAAUUCCCAGCAACUUGCACAGAGGCUUCCAAAUCCCCGAUAAUUGCUACUCUGGUCUUCUAGGACCUAACUCCAAAGAAGGAAGGAAAGAUUCCAGCAGUGCUUCCUGCUGAGUCUGCAGACAGUAGACCGGAGGCCCAGAACUUCUAGCCCUACUCAUGGAAACUCAGGCCGAUUGUGUAUCUCAGGAACCGCAGGCCCUGCUUGAGAGUGCUCUUCCUUCCUCGAAAGUUCCUGCAUUUUCCAACAAGGACAGCCUGGGGGAUGAGAUGUUGGCAGCUGCGCUCCUGAAGGCCAAGUCCCAGGAGUUGGUGACGUUUGAGGACGUAGCUGUGUACUUCAUCCGGAAGGAGUGGAAACGUUUGGAGCCUGCUCAGAGGGACCUCUAUAGGGAUGUGAUGCUGGAGAAUUACGGGAAUGUGUUCUCGCUGGACGAAGAAACCAUUGAACUUGCCAGAUGAGACAUGACCGUGAGCUCAGAGACUGGAAGACCCUGCGUUGCUCUAGUUGGCGGGAGGCUGCACCCCCGGCCCGGACGGCUCCCGUGUGAGGUGGGGAGGCGUGUGUGGAGAGAACCUCACCCAGGCGACCUCCUUGCCUUGUCCCUUAACGAUUCUACAACCUCUGGUGGUCUAGCUUCCAUCGCCGCUAAGCCUAGAGUACAGGCCCUUCUUUCUUCUCCCCUGGGUUAUAUAAAUAAUUUCCUCAUGGAUUGUUCUGUUUAUUUUCUCUCCGUCUUCCUAGAGCUCUGCACCUGUCUUGUCACUCCUUCAGUGGCUUGUCCCUUAAAAGAAGAAAAUUCGAGCUCCUGAGUCCUAUAGUGAGGGCCCACCCCUCCUCGCCCACCUAACAAAGCCCUUUGCACCCCUGUGCACCUUUGCAAACCUCGAGAGCUUCACCUUCUCUGUGGAGCCUUUCCAGGGAUUGUGCCUGUCCCUCCCCACACCCUCCACCCCUCAAGUUCAUUGCCCACGAGCCACCUCUGUGUCUUGUGUGUACUCCUGUGCUUACUCGUUGUUGGGUCAUGUAUCUGACUCCCUCCCUGUGUUGGUGAACUCGACAUUUUCACACGUUUCUACCACAAAUAAGCAUUGCUUUCUUAAUCAGAAAACAGUAAAUAUUGGGGCGCCUGGGUGCCUCAGUGGGUUAACCCUCUGCCUUUGUCUCAGGUCAUGAUCCCAGAAUCCUGGGGUUGAGCCCCACAUCGGGCUCUCUGCUCAGUGGGGAGCCUGCUUCCCCCUUUCUCUCUGCCUCCUUGUGAUC
Molecule: messenger RNA, 1424 nt
Organism: Mustela lutreola (European mink)
Lineage: Eukaryota; Metazoa; Chordata; Mammalia; Carnivora; Mustelidae
Gene: ZNF3
Product: zinc finger protein 3
Exons: 6
Coding region: 320-622 (100 amino acids)
Biological process (GO): regulation of DNA-templated transcription
Source: RefSeq, a predicted model, not a curated record